CGAGGCGGGGCACGAGGGCCCGGGGCCGCGUGGGGCGCGCGUGCGUGUUAAGCGCCGGCAGCCGCGGCCAGGCCAGGCAGGCGCGCGGGAGACUCGAGGCGCGUGGGACGCGCGUGCGUACUACCACACGCGGGCGGCCGCGGCCGGGCCCCUACGACCUGCAGCUGCUGCGGGGCCGACAGUCCUGCAGGGGAGCCCGCGCCCGGCCGUGCGCAAGCCCGAGCGCGGCACGCCGGGCCACCCAGGAGUCCCUGGCCGCCGCGUCAUGCGGUGGGGCGGCCGGCGUCGCGCGGGGGGACACGGGCUUGGCGUCGCGCCGCUCCCGCCUUUACUAGUUUGGGGGAGCCACUCUCUCCCAAGAAGAGACUAACUAAAUUAAUCUAAAGAAAAGCAACGCACCAAAUACUCGUCGAACCAAAUUUCGCUUCUCCCGCCCGGACUGGGAUUGCACAGCGGACUCUACUUUGGAGGACUUGCCUCCGCGAGCGAGAAGCCAAGCUCCAGCUGCUCCAGGGAGUCCUCUGACCUCCCUGCCCCCGCUCUCCCCUCGCGAGUCGGGACUUGUUCCGGCGCUCCCGCUUUGUAAGGCACGCAGCCCCCACGUCCUCCGGGGAGAAUCUGUAGCCUCUGGAUAGUGGCAUUUAAUGCCCGCAGCGUCGGGAGUGGCAGCGCGCGGGCCGGACGCGGCGAGGCCAAGAGGGCCGCGCCGCUCUGGUGCGGGCUCCUGGAUUGCAGACCUAAUCGAUGCAUUUUUCUGAGUGAGUCGGCGGCUCCCCACCCACCUCGUCGGCGCUCUCCUCUCCUCCUCUUCCUCUCUGGUCUCCUCCCUCCUCCGGGCCUGGUUGCAAAUGGCUUCGUUCCCUGAGACCGACUUCCAGAUCUGCCUGCUGUGCAAGGAGAUGUGCGGCUCGCCAGCGCCGCUCUCCUCCAACUCGUCUGCGUCGUCGUCGUCCUCGCAGACGUCCACGUCGUCGGGGGGCGGCGGCGGGGCCCCCGGGGCCGCGGCGCGCCGCCUGCACGUCCUGCCCUGCCUGCACGCCUUCUGCCGCCCGUGCCUCGAGGCGCACCGGCUGCCUACGGCCGGCGGCGGCGCGCCGGGAGAGUCACUCAAACUGCUUUGCCCUGUCUGCGACCAGAAAGUCGUGCUGGCCGAGGCGACGGGCAUGGACGCGCUACCCUCGUCCGCCUUCCUGCUCAGCAACCUGCUCGACGCCGUGGUGGCCACGGCCGACGAGCCGCCGCCCAAGAACGGGCGCGCCGGCACCCCGGCGGGUGCGGGCGGCCACAGCAACCACCGGCACCACGCGCACCACGCGCACCCGCGCGCGUCCGCCUCGGCCCCGGCGCUCCCGCAGGCGCCUCCGCCGCCGCCCGCGCCUCCCCGCUCCGCGCCGGGAGGACCCGCCGCCUCUCCGUCGGCGCUGUUGCUGCGCCGGCCUCACGGCUGCAGCUCCUGUGACGAGGGCAACGCCGCCUCGUCGCGCUGCCUCGACUGCCAGGAGCACCUGUGCGACAACUGCGUCCGAGCGCACCAGCGCGUGCGCCUCACCAAGGACCACUACAUCGAGCGCGGCCCGCCGGGGCCCGCCGCCGCCGCCGCCGCCGCGCAGCAGCUCGGGCUCGGGGCGCCCUUCACCGGCCCGCCCUUCUCCAUCAUCUCGGUCUUCCCCGAGCGCCUCGGCUUCUGCCAGCACCACGACGACGAGGUGCUGCACCUGUACUGUGACACUUGCUCGGUGCCCAUCUGUCGUGAGUGUACAAUGGGCCGGCACGGGGGCCACAGCUUCAUCUACCUCCAGGAGGCACUGCAGGACUCCCGGGCACUCACCAUCCAGCUGCUGGCUGACGCCCAGCAGGGCCGCCAGGCGAUCCAGCUGAGUAUCGAGCAGGCCCAGACCGUGGCGGAGCAGGUGGAGAUGAAGGCCAAGGUGGUACAGUCGGAGGUCAAGGCCGUGACUGCAAGACAUAAGAAGGCCCUGGAGGAGCGGGAGUGCGAGCUGCUGUGGAAGGUAGAGAAGAUCCGCCAGGUGAAGGCCAAGUCUCUGUACCUGCAGGUGGAAAAGCUGCGGCAGAACCUCAACAAGCUGGAGAGCACCAUCAGCGCCGUUCAGCAGGUCCUGGAGGAGGGCCGGGCGCUGGACAUCCUGCUGGCCCGAGACCGCAUGCUGGCCCAGGUGCAGGAGCUGAAGACGGUGCGCAGCUUCCUGCAGCCCCAGGAAGACGACCGGGUCAUGUUCACGCCCCCCGACCAGGCACUGUACCUCGCCAUCAAGUCCUUCGGCUUCGUCAGCAGCGGGGCUUUCGCGCCGCUCACCAAGGCCACGGGCGAUGGCCUCAAGCGGGCCCUCCAGGGUAAGGUGGCCACCUUCACUGUCAUGGGCUACGACCACGAUGGAGAGCCUCGUCUCUCGGGGGGCGACCUGAUGUCAGCUGUGGUCCUGGGCCCUGACGGCAACCUGUUUGGGGCCGAGGUGAGUGAUCAGCAGAACGGGACUUACCUGGUGAGCUACCGGCCCCAGCUGGAGGGUGAGCACCUGGUGUCGGUCACCCUGUGCAACCAGCACAUCGAGAACAGCCCCUUCAAGGUGGUGGUCAAGUCGGGCCGCAGCUAUGUGGGCAUUGGGAUCCCGGGCCUGAGUUUCGGCAGCGAGGGCGACAGCGAUGGCAAACUCUGCCGUCCUUGGGGCGUGAGUGUGGACAAGGAGGGCUACAUCGUGGUCGCCGACCGCAGCAACAACCGCAUCCAGGUGUUCAAGCCCUGUGGCACCUUCCACCACAAAUUCGGCACCCUGGGCUCCCGGCCCGGGCAGUUCGACCGACCGGCCGGGGUAGCCUGCGACGCCUCCCGCAGGAUCGUGGUGGCCGACAAGGACAAUCAUCGAAUCCAGGUCUUCACCUUUGAGGGCCAGUUCCUCCUCAAGUUUGGCGAGAAAGGGACCAAAAACGGGCAGUUCAACUACCCUUGGGAUGUGGCGGUGAAUUCUGAGGGCAAGAUCCUGGUCUCAGACACGCGGAACCACCGGAUCCAGUUGUUUGGGCCCGACGGCGUCUUCCUGAAUAAGUAUGGCUUCGAGGGGGCUCUCUGGAAGCACUUUGACUCCCCUCGGGGCGUGGCCUUCAACCACGAGGGCCACUUGGUGGUCACCGACUUCAACAACCACCGGCUCCUGGUGAUUCACCCCGACUGCCAGUCUGCACGCUUCCUGGGCUCGGAGGGCACCGGCAACGGGCAGUUCCUGCGCCCGCAGGGCGUGGCCGUGGAUCAGGAGGGGCGCAUCAUUGUGGCCGAUUCCAGGAACCACCGGGUACAGAUGUUCGAGUCCAACGGCAGCUUCCUGUGCAAGUUUGGAGCUCAGGGCAGUGGCUUUGGGCAGAUGGACCGUCCUUCCGGCAUCGCCGUCACCCCCGAUGGGAUGAUCGUCGUGGUUGACUUUGGCAACAAUCGAAUCCUCAUCUUCUAAUCACAUUUUCUAGGCUUUUGUGUUUGGGGUGUACAUCUCUCUCUCUCUUUCUCUCUCUCUCUCUCUCUCUCUCCUCCUUUUGAAUUUCAAGGAAGAAACAGUCUCAGGGAAAUUUCUUUUUUUCUUUUGUUUAAAGAGAACAAGAAAAGUACAACGUUGCCUAAGUCCUACCUCAUCUUUAUUUUUUUUACAGAUGAAUGUACUUAUCUUUUCUGCAGGGAUUGAGCCUGUGAAGUGAUAAUUUCUAUCUACCUCAUAAAUCUUUACAUUUCCUUCUCCAGCCGGCCCUCAGUUCAGUGGAGGUCACGUGUCCCUCUUCCCCUCCGUGGGACGUGACAUGCACAAGCCUAUUGUCUCUGGCUGGCAGGGCACUGGAUGUGUGUGGUGGGCUGAUACUCUGUAGAUUGAGCCAAGGAAACACGGAAAAAACUACUAAGUUAAAAAAAAAAACAACCCACAAAAAAGUAUAAAACGUGGGAAAAUAGGAUUUUAAAUGCUUAAUUAUAGAGUAUUUGUGUUCUUGAGAAUACUGUGUUUAUGGGGUUAGAUUGUGUUGUGUGAUCUUGAUCUUUUUGGGGGGAAAAUUUUUUUUUAAAUGCUGCAAUGGAGAACUUUCUUAAUGUUCUCCUUUUAUAUCUCAGUGUGUCUGUCAUCCUGUUCAGCAUCUUUUCUUGUUCCUCGAAGAUGGGGCUGUGGCUUGCCAGCCGAGAAAUGCCGACUCAUAUUCCUCGUUUAGCUUAUGUCACCUUUGUUUCUUUCAAGGUAGGGGCGUGUGUGUGAGGCCGUCUUACAUCAGGUUAAUGAAGCUGAAGGUGAUGCACAACCUCCCAAAGAACCUUUCUCUUCCUACUUUAGUUUCUAAAAAGUAAUAAAUGUAGUUCAGCGUUUUUGUUAAAAGUAUUCUCAAAAGUUACGUAUUCCUAGUUUGCUGUUGGUUAUAAAGAGUUAAGCAAACGGAAGAAGAGAGCGGACCUCAAUCUCAGAAAGAGGGUUUUGGACAUGGGCCUGGUGGGUGCACAUGCGUGUCCCCAGGUAGUCGCCUGGGAGCAUGAGAAUGAAGCAAGUUACCCCCAAACUCUUCCGGACUCUGCAGGAGGGUUGGGGUUGAUCCCCGAUCCUAGGUUGAACGUUGUUCUGUUCGUGGAAGCAUGCAUGCCUUUUGCUGAGAAGAGUAGUAGGCAAGGGAAUGAACUUUUAUGUUUAAAAGCACAAUUUUUUCCCCUGCUUGGGAAGUGCAGGGAAAUAGAAUGUUUUGAAAGUCAGAUUCAUAGGAACAGCCCAUCCUUCACCCUCAGCUCGGGUCUCUUUUACAAAGCGGUCUGCUCCCCGCGCCCUACCGUAGGACCUCAAGGUUAACGUCUCUCCACCCCCCCGCCCCAUGCCCCCCAAAGGCCUUUGAAUGUAAAGGAUCUGCAAACUUAAAUUGCCCCAACUCAAAAUGUAGGGCAUACUAUCUUUUGUGAAACCUCUAUCUCGGUACCAAAGAAUGGAAAUGGAAGCCAGUCUCCCCUGCAGAACCGUGGGACGGCGUCGGUCACUUUACAGGGUUGGUUCGUAGUAACCUGGACUUGGGUACAAAACCUUGUGCUUCCGGGCAUUAUCUUUUUUAAGUGGGAAGCCGGUGGGGCUGAUACCCUGCUUGGCAGAACCCACACGGGUCCCUGCAUUCCCCGCAAACACGGAAAUAAGAACCAGAUUCGAGACUUGCACAGCUCAGGAGGAAAACAGGCUCUCUCGGAAGCCAGGGGCUUACAGGAAGAGCUCUUGUUUAAACAGACUAACGGGUCACUUUCUGUUCCUGAAUUCAAAAGAAAUCCCUUUUGCAAUAUGGAUGUCGUUUUAAGUGAACAGAAUAAACUGACAAAUGAAACAGUUUGUCAUCCCCAAAGAAAAGAUGUCGGGGACAGUGUUAACACAUCAAUCAAAUUGCUUUACUGGACAUUUAAUUCCCGGUUCCCAUUGCUUUGGUUCUAGGGUUUCUAAAUGACCGAAAUGGGGGGAACCUCAUUUCUGGAAGAGCUUCAGUAAAGUAUCCAAAAAUUUUAAAAAACUUGAACCUGCUGCCUCAGUUUGCUGUGUUACAGGGUGGGAGGUGACAGGAAGUCUCAUUUUGUAAAAAUGCCUUUUCUUUUAUUGAAGAAUUGAACAGUGAAUCCUGCCUCAGUUUCUGUUCAGUUGCCUUUUAUUUUGUCCCUAACGUCUUUGGUAAAGAGCUCAUGUAAGUAAGCAUUUUUAUUUUUUAUUUUGGAAUAACUUGGUGCUGGUCUUUUCCUCACCCCCAGCCCCACCCUACCUUACCCAACAAAUCACCCUUUAAACACCAAAGACAACUUGUUUUAAAUGCUUAAAAACAUUUUUUUUUUUUAAUUGAAGAAAUGGAUUUUGAAAAGUUCUUUAAUGUUCUCAGAAAACUCUAGGUCAUGAUAAUGGCUGGGAUGACGGACCAAGUGUGGUUACUCCCUUUGAUGAUUCCGUGUUUAGUUUCAUCAUCACCUUCGCUCUCAUCUUUUCCUCCCAGUCUCCCACAUGUGGGGACACCUUGGGAUCUGAGUGGGGCAUUUUCUUGGUGAAUGGCAGUAACUAAAAUUGCUUAUUUAUCACUUUUCUAUGGAUUUGAUUGUAAAGCCAGCGUUUCCACACAUGGCUGAAAUGACCAGGUCUUAUAAUUAAUAGACUGAUCAAUUUGCAGGCUUAAAGCUCUAGGAGGUUCUCCCUGGAAUGUGGGUAGGUGGGUGGUGCUGCCUCUUUGUACCCUCAGUGGGGGUCUCUCUCUCUCUCUCUCCUUACCCACAAUUGUGCAUCACUGCCCUUUGCAAAACAUGGUCACACUGGGGAAGAUGUUGUUUUUAAAACAUUGGCCUCUGUGGCCGCCCACAGUUGACUCCUGAUCCGCAGGGAUUGGUGCGAAGCACUUUGGAAUGUGUUUAUUGGACAAUGUGGAAUGCUCCAAAUCAAAGAAAGAGGAGAAAAGCCAAUAUUUGGAACUCUCUAGUGUGAGGGAGGCUGUUCAAAAUUAGUUGUAUUUAAGUGCAUACCUCCUGCCCGAUGUGAGGUGAUGCUAGGGUGGGUAGGAAUUGCGUCAGAAAGGGAAGUCUUUAACAUGGUGAGAGGUCCUAGGUGCCGGAAGGGAGGAGAGUAAAAUGUUUCUAUUGAGUAAAUGUGAUGUUCAGACAACAAUCCCCAUGUAUGUCUAAUCUGGUCAGGUGGCAGGGUGGUGAGAUAUAAGGCCUGCUUAUGUUCGGAAAUGCCAAUUGGAUUCGAAAAUAUAGGUUUGGGUAUUGAGAUGGCUAAAGGAAAUCUAACGCACAGAUAAAAACCACUUUUGGUUUGUCACUGACUUCACAUUUCAAAAGUGUUCAUCUUUUGCUUUAAAAAAAAAAAAUCAUUCCUUCUCGAGAGGCAAUGCUCUCUCAGCCUGUGCUGUAUUGCAGCUGGCAGGUGGCUGGAGCCCAGGGCGCUGGGCAUGGCCCCAGGUGCACUAACUCCUUGACUGAUGGAUGCCCUUUUAAGUGUAAUUUAUUUAGGGAAACACAAGGGUACCAUAAACAGAAUCUAAAUUAUGUAUUGGGCCAAAAAAGUUCGCCAGGUUUAAGGCACUUUGAGUUGGAGCUGUAAGAGAAGAGCUUGAGAUUGGCUCGGUCUGUGUACUUCUAGUUAAGCCAAAGCUUAAUGGUUUGAGGAGGGGUGUCUUUUAGGCUUGAAGCAGCAGCAUACUGUCUGUCUAUGUGUCGUCUUCCUCUCUGGGAGAUUCAAAGAUUGCUGUGUUCUGGUAGAUAGUGAAAGAAAUGCCAAAGUUAUUCAUAGGCUUGUUUUUCUGUUUGGGGAAAGAAAAAAAAAAAAUUCAAUGGUGCCAAAAAGUAUUUAGGGUAUUUAUUGAAAACAUCACUCUUGCGGUUCCAACAGUCUGGGGCUGUAUCAAAGUCGAACUCUUCUACUUGUGCGAUGAUGAUGAUGCCAGAGAGCUACGAGCUCUCGAGGCUCUGCAGCUCCUCUGGCUUCCUGCAGGCCAGGAGCACAGGGCACGCACACCACUCACCCCACUCCACUCCACACCAGUUGUUUCGUUUGGUUUCUACCUCACUUUUGGCAAAAGUUCAUCUACCUCAUGUUAGCAUCAGACGGGUCUCGGAAUCAAUAGUAUUAAACCCCUGGGGAGUGGGUGGGCGUGAAGCUACCUCUAGAAGAAAAUGUUUUCAGGAAUCCAGAGCUGGUUUCUCCCGGGAGAAACGUUUGACUGACCUUGAACAAGAAAUCUUGAAACCAAAUAUUCCUUCUACUCAGGCAAACAUAGUCGGAAAUCCAAGUGUUCCUUACCAACGUGACUCCCCAAACCUUUCCCUCGCCCCCCCGCAACCAGGAAUUACGCACACUGUUACCAUGUUGUUCAGUAUUAUGGAACUACUGGUGCAUCUGACCUAUUUGAGGACUUCACUACAAAUAAAGACCUUUAGGUCUCUUUUUUUCUCUUCAAGAGAAAAAAUAUUUUAUCUGUUUUGAGUGCCGGCAGGUAUACCCCUUUAGGAGCAAUUCUAAGGGUCUUGUUGGAAACAUCAGCUGUUUGAAGGGAAUGAGGAUCUUUAGACUUCUUGAUUGUAUUUGUUGCUCUCCUAGACCCCACUGGAUGUCCAUCUCCGCGACAUGGCAGCAAUCGCUGUCUUACUGAGCAGUGACUGGUAAAGUGUGUGUUGCUCUUUUGUUUUGUGUUUUUAAAAAAAAAAAAAAA
Messenger RNA from Myotis myotis, 8184 nucleotides. RefSeq names its product tripartite motif containing 71 (gene TRIM71). Gene Ontology annotation, molecular function: ubiquitin protein ligase activity; protein binding; zinc ion binding. Bases 849 to 3461 code for a protein of 870 amino acids. The transcript has 4 exons. The record is from RefSeq and is a predicted model, not a curated record. NCBI's taxonomy places the organism in Eukaryota, Metazoa, Chordata, Mammalia, Chiroptera, Vespertilionidae. Gene Ontology annotation, biological process: protein polyubiquitination; proteasome-mediated ubiquitin-dependent protein catabolic process.